Jaculus jaculus (lesser Egyptian jerboa) is the source of this 7692-nucleotide messenger RNA. It is a transcript of the gene Tmem245, whose product is annotated as transmembrane protein 245. The coding region runs from base 1 to 2658 and encodes 885 amino acids. The record is from RefSeq and is a predicted model, not a curated record. The transcript has 18 exons. NCBI's taxonomy places the organism in Eukaryota, Metazoa, Chordata, Mammalia, Rodentia, Dipodidae.
AUGGCCGACCUCGGCGUCCGUGCCGAGGCGCCCAGCCCUCAGGACUCACCCCGACCGGAGCCCCGGGCCUCGCGUGCAGCAGUAGCGGGCUGCGGCGUGGGCGAGACCCCGCGGACGGCGGCGUUGGCGCUGCGCUUUGACAAACCCAUCAAGCAGGCCUUCUACAACACCGGGGCGGUGCUGUUCGUGUGCCUGUGCUGCGGCGCCGCGGUGCUCGUGUACUUCAUCCUCGAGGCCUUCCUGCGGCCGCUGCUCUGGGCCGUGCUGUGCGGCACCUUCCUGCACCCCUUCAAGAGCUCGCUCACGCGCCUCGGCCGCCACUGGCUGCGGCGCCUGCACCGCGCGCACACGCCCAUCGUGCUGGCCGCGCUGCUGCUGCCGCUCUGCUUCGCCGACUACGGCGUGGAGGCCCUGGGCGAGCAGGCGCUGCGCCGCCGCCGCCUGUUGCUGCUGCUGGGCGCGGGCUGCCCGCUGCUCUACGGCCUCUACUGCCUGGGCAGCUACCUGGGCGUGCAGGUGCUGCUGGCGCACGCGGGCGCGCUCAUCUGCCGCGGGCUGGACUACUUCAGCAGCCUGUGGAUCUGGACAUUGGUGGUUGGUUAUGUGUUGACGGUUUCAUUCAAGUGGAAUGCAAGCACAGAGCGCUACUUGAGAGCAAUUUCAAUUCCUGUCUGGAUAAUACUGCUUUUUCAUUUAGCCUCACUGGCCGGUUCAUGGAGAAUCCCUGUGUUCCUGGUUAUUGUGUUCCUGAUGUCUGUGGGGACCCUCUAUGAAAAAUACAACGGGAAAGAGUCUGCUGGGGCAGAAUUACCAGGGCAAGUAAUCUCCAUGGCAGCUUCUACUCUGGCAAAUUUGGCCAUCUCCAUCACAGGGUAUGAGUCCAGCAGUGAAGACCAGCCCUCUGCUCAGCCUGCAGAAACUACAGACAGGAGAGAACUCCCUCCAACAUUGUGUGCUGCUGCCUCCUCCUCGUCCUCCCAGUCCUCCCCCUCCUCCCCGUCUCCCACUCUGGGCAGGCAGAGGCCUGAGAUUGGAGCGUUUCUCAGAAAGAAGAAGACGAGUGACAUCUACUUUGUGUGUCUCGUGUGGGCCAUCAUUGUUGUCCAGGUCUGGAUGAAUCUGUGGAUCGUGCAGCUGCUGCCCGUGCCUGUUGCAGUCUGGGUAGUCAAAAAGCUCGUGGUUCACUUUGGAGUGGUGGACUUCCUGGAGAAACGCUGCCACGUGUGGAGGCAGGCCAUCGAGGGCUUCCUGACAGAGCGGCGGCAGGCUUUAGCGCCGCGGCCAAUUAUUGGGCUUGGAAAAUUCUUACUGAAAAUUGACAGCAAGAUGAUCAUCUGGUUGGAGAAGAUGUUAGAUAAAAUCAUUAGCAUUUUCAUCAUAUUUUUGCUAGUAAUAGGAACCCUACUUUUAGCUCUUCUCCUGACUGCAAAGGUACAUCAAGAGAGUGUACACAUGAUUGAAGUCACAAGUAGCCUGAUCAAUGAAACGCUAGCAAACCACCCGGAGUGGGCAAAUUGGCUCCCUGAGGCUCAGGUGGUCCAAAGAGCCCUAAAUUCUGCAGCUAACAAUGUGUACCAGUAUGGACGAGAAUGGAUAACCCACAAGCUUCAUAAAAUUCUAGGAGAUAAAGUGAACAAUACUGCUGUAAUUGAGAAGCAAGUGCUAGAACUCUGGGACAGGCUCUAUCAUUCUUGGUUCGUAAAGAAUGUAACACAUUCUGGAAGGCACAAAGGGCACAAGAUGCACGUGAGUCGUCAGAACAGCUGGUUGGGAGACAUUCUGGAUUGGCAAGAUAUCGCUUCCUUCGUUCAUGAGAACAUCGAGACAUUUCUUUCGAUACUAUAUUUUGGCUUCCAGAUAUGGGAGAAGAAGAUCUUGGAGUCUCUGUGGAUUGUUAUGAGCCGGAACGUGAGCCUGCUUUUUACCACUGUCACCACGCUGCUGACCAUCCUUUUCUACAGUGGCACCGCCCUCCUCAACUUUGUGCUGUCCCUGAUAAUUUUCCUGACCACACUGUUUUAUCUGUUAAGUUCCAGCGAUGAGUACUACAAGCCGGUGAAGUGGGUGAUCAGCCUGACACCGCUCUCUCAACCAGGUCCUUCUUCGAACAUUAUUGGGCAGUCUGUGGAAGAAGCGAUCAGAGGAGUGUUUGAUGCUUCCCUCAAAAUGGCUGGCUUCUAUGGAUUGUACACCUGGCUGACUCAUACCAUAUUUGGCAUCAACAUUGUCUUCAUACCUUCAGCUUUGGCAGCAAUCCUUGGAGCAGUGCCAUUUCUGGGAACGUACUGGGCAGCCAUACCUGCGGUUCUAGACCUGUGGCUGACUCAGGGGUUGGGAUGCAAGGCCAUCUUGCUGUUGGUGUUUCAUCUCCUGCCCACGUACUUUGUAGAUACUGCCAUCUAUUCUGAUAUAUCAGGAGGUGGUCAUCCUUACCUGACAGGCUUGGCAGUGGCUGGUGGAGCGUACUACCUAGGCCUAGAAGGAGCGAUCAUUGGGCCCAUCCUUCUCUGCAUACUUGUGGUUGCUUCUAACAUCUAUAGUGCCAUGCUUGUGAGUCCCACAAAUUCAGUGCCCACACCACACCAGACCCCUUGGCCUGCUCAGACUCAGCGGACUUUCCGUGACAUCUCUGAAGAUCUGAAAUCUUCGGGAGACUGACCUGGGCUCACUGCAGUGAUUUCCUUGGGAAACUCCACCUUGACUGUGAGCUCUGUUAGCGGUAGCCUCUGUCCUGUUGGCUGUGCCCCUGGGCAGGAAUGCCCAGGAAAGAAGCCGACGCCUCCCAGCUGACAUAGCAGAACACUGAACAAGAGAGAACUUGCUCCUAGUUGCUUUGCAUCUUAAAGCACACCUCCAGGGUUCUGAGUGUGGUCUGCUCACAGAGUGUUUGCUAAGAUGGCUUGAAAAGUUUCACUUUAUGCACUGGUUACCAUGGCUUGAAAUUUUCCUACUUUGAUGAUCUCUGUUAUUAUAAUAUGUAUUUAUAAAGUUAUUUUAAGAACUCUAAACUACCUGCUAUUAAAAGAACAUUCAAGGGGGCUAGAGAGAUGGCUUAGUGUUGAGCGCUUGCCUGUGAAGCCUAAGGACCCCCGUUCGAGGCUCGAUUCCCCAGGACCCACGUUAGCCAGAUGCACAAGGGGCGCAUGCGUCUGGAGUUUGUUUGCAAUGGCUGGAGGCCCUGGCACACCCAUUCUCUCUCUCUUUCGCUCUGUCUCUUUCUCUGUAAUUCUCAAAUAAAUAAAAAGAAGAUUCAAGGUAAUUUUCUCCUAUAAAAAGUCUUAAACUUUUCUGUGACAGUCACUUUUCAGUGAAGAAGGCUUUCACUUUUGUGUAUGCAGUGUAGCAACCAGGGACAGUGAGUUUAGAGCAGUGGAUCACCCCCUCUUUGCGAAGAAGCAAGUCUUUGGGAUAAAGGUCUGCUGGCUUCCUUGUCAGUGGUAUGCUGUAGCUAGGAGACAGUAAGACCAAAGCUCCUCCUUUGCCCUCUCUGCCUCAGUAUAGUAUUGCCACGUUCUGAUACUGUGUUGACCACAUUGAAUUAUAAUACUAAAGCUGCUAUGAACAAUAUGAUAGAGACAUUGCUGUUGUUUAGUCAGUUUUCUCUCAGGUGUAAUGGUUUUCUGGUUUUUACAUGUGUCCUCCUUCAUUUGGAACCUGGCCACUUAGUUACUCAGCAGUCUAUUUUUUUUAUAUCUUCUGUCCCUUAGCACAGUGCCUUGCACAUGCAACUGUAGAUGAGUGCUCACUCCAUUGAAUUGUGACCUUUUUCAGUAUCUCAGAUACAGCAGCCAGUACAUUGCUUUACUAAAGUUUUACCCUUUGUGCUUGAUAUUUCAUAACUAUUGCACAGCAGUCCCAUACACGUUUUUGUUAUUUACAGCAGUUUUACACUGGUGAGGAAGCGGAGGUUCAGAAAAGUCACCAGUGCAAAGCCACAAAGUUUUCUACGCCCUGGUCUUGGAUCUUGCUGGAUCCAUGGACUGUACUGUAGAGCAUUCAUUUCUUUUUAGGCUUUGGGCACUUUCCCCAAUACUGUGAGCUAGAAUAGAUGAAUAGAAUAGAUGUCCCUGUCCAUCAUACCAGUGAAGACUUGUGUCACAGUUAAAGACAGGCAGGGCUGGAACUAGACCCCAGCCCCUCGUGUCAUGCCCUUCCUAACUGCUUAGAAUAAUCAGCAGGCCCUUCUGUGUCCUUGAAGAAAUAUAAAGUGGAAGAAAUUUGUGUCAAAGAUUUGCUUUUGGAAAAACAUUUAAAAGUAUGAUUUUUUUCUUCUAAAAAAAUCUCACUGAACUUAUAAAGUUAUUCUUACGGUACUUAAGGAAACCCCACAUAGUAAAGAUUAUCAUGACGUCUCCUGACUAUUGUUAAUAUACAGGAUGCUGCAUGUGGGUCUUCUAGGUGAAUUAUAAAUCCUUCAACAUUUAUAGUCUGCUGUGUUCCAUCCCAUGGUAGAUUUCACUACUACAUGACUCACUUUCUUACUUAAUCUGUUCUUCAUUUGUUCAUUAACAUGAGAGUUUGCUAAACUCUGUGCACAGUGCCAGGGGCUGCACAGGGUACUGUGGGAGCUAACUCACAAAAAGGCCUUUCUCACCCUGAAUGUUAGCCAGUUCCAUGUAAUGCUAACUCUAAAAAUUUUGCAUUAAAAUGGUUGAAAAGUGAAAUCAAGUUUGUGUUUGCCUACUGUAUAAUGACUUAAGUUUAUAAGCGCAGUUAUACUUAUUCAUAAGGGGCAGAUGUUGUAUGCAGUGAGUUAGUGUGCAGAUACAAAUUGUUACUCCAGAGUGGUUUUUUUUUUUUUAGCUGUGUGAACCAUAAUUGCAAAAGAAAAAAGGGAGGGGAAUAGUUGUUAGACUGAAAACUCAGAUCUCUGAGUGCUAAGAGGAUAGGUUAGAGCUGCCUAAAUUAGCAACAGUGAUGUAAUACCAUUCUGAAAUAUUAGGAGCAGAGGUGCCCCCGAGUGACCCACAGGAAACUUGAAACCAGUCCAUUGCUACAGUGACAGCUAAGCACUGGGAAGGUCCACCAGCUGGUGCAGUCGGAAUCAGAAAUGUAGCCCAACUGGUGCCCUCAGGUACAGGGAGGAAGUUUUACAGGAUUUUCACAGGGUAUAGAGAGUAGGUGGUAUGGCAAGCUAGAAUUCAGCUCAGGUUUCUGACACAACCUGCCUUGAACAGCUUCCAUCUUUCAUUCAGAAUUUGAUACAGGAAGAGGAGUCUCCCCUAGGAAUAGAGUGCAUCCCUGCCUGGCUUUAAAGAAGCAGCAACAACAAGAAAACACAGGUCAGAAGUGGCUUCACUAAAAACGGAGUACAGAAAUAUGUCACAGUAUUUGAAUUUUAUAGAUUCAUUCAGGGUUAGUUUUCAAGUUGAUAUUUCCUAUUCAGUAGGAAAGAAAAUGGUUGCAAGGGGAGAUAGAAGCUCUGUGCACAGAUACAGUCCUCGCUUUGCCAUGACAACAGGGCACAGGAUUUGGAGCAUCAGUUCCAUGUAAGUCCUGCUGGAAUGUCUCACUCUGUCCUGAAGUGGUCUCUGUUAGACUCUUCAUGUACUGUUAAUGUUCCAAAGUAUCCUGACUGUUGCUUCCUCAAGAGCUGUCAGCUGGUGAUUUUCCCUUCAGUUCUGAAAUGUGUAGGUUGGUGCUUGACUGUGCAAAAAAUGCCCAGAAUGUGUUCUGUGGAGAAUAUGGACACCUUGUAUUGAAACAAAAUCUGUGGGCCAAGGAGAUGGUAGUUGGUUCUUCCAGUUAAACCACUCAUAGGUGCUAACCCAGGCUUUAAUAUGUUUUAGGGACGUGUCACUAGGGCAAAAUAAAAAUUAAAAAUAAAACUCCAGACCAAGACAGAUCAGGUAAUUUAUGUAUCUUCAGAGCUUUCAACCAGACUUUAUGGGAAAGCACCCUUAGGACUUGCCAUACUGUAGCCCCGACCUUACAGUCUUCCCUAAGACUCUCCCAAGGCCUUUUCCCCAGGAUCACAGUACGACUUAAAGUGCUCUUUUCAGUGGAAAUGGUUUUUUACACAUACUCCUCAGUACCAAUUCCAGCUAAGAACAAAUACUUUUAGUUCUUGUCUUUCCAUAUUUUGCAGUUAAGAUGUAUUUAUUUCAUUAAUUACAUAGAGCCUGUAAAAAAUACACAUAUUUGAUGUUACUUUGGACAGCUUAAAAAUAAUCAGAAGAAUUGUAAAUCAAGGUGUUCUUUCUAGUAGAGUCAGAAGUUUGGUGCUAGACAAGGCCGUAUAUAAUUAAGUAACCCUAUAAUUUUCUAGUGUAGGAAACAAAUUUAUGGGCAAAGUAGCUUGUGUAACACACAGAGCCAGUUAGUAACAGAAUUCAGAGUAGAAUACAGAUUCUUUUUCUCUCAACCCACAUCCUACUUCUCUUCCUUUUUCUCAUAGCUCAGCAGAUUUUGGUCAAAAGUAUUUCUUAUGGGAGUAGUAGUUUUAAGCGAUGUUAGCAGAUGUUGUUGGAGGAAAAAACUCUGGGGGAGGAGGAUUCCAUGAUCAAUUAAAAUUGAAUGCUGUGUUUUCUUCCUUUCCUUAGGAUGUCUAACAGUUGGAUAUGUUGUGAUAUGCAUUGUGAAUUUAUGAGGGUCCAAGAGUUUCACUUUAGAUUCCUGCCCCCUCCCCCUUCUUAGAGCAUCUCAAAGAACUAUGCACCCUUUGGGCAACAUGGAUCUUGAUCGGGUUUACAGGUCUUUUUGAAGACUAUCCCUAGUGAGAAUACGGAACAGUGAAUCUGUUACUCACCUAUGGUAUGUAAAGUCAGUAUUUGUGUUUUGGUUUUUGUUUGUUUGUUUUGUUUUUUCAAGGUGGAGUCUCAUUGUAGCCCAGGCUGACUCGGAACUCACUCUGUAGUCACAGGUUGUCCUCAAACUCGCAACGAUUCUCCUACCUGUGCUUCCUAGGUGCUGGUAUUAAAAGUGUCUGUCACCACACUUAGCUUGUGUUCAGUUUUGCACAUUUUAUAAGGACCAGUUAAUGUGCAAAUACAGUGGUGAUAUUGAUGCCACAUUUUAAUAGCACUUUUGUGUGGCACUUUCCAGUUUUCAGACAGCUUUGGGAACCACCCAGUGAGCUGAGGCAGUACUAUAGACGCUGCACAGGUGAGCAGAUGUUGCACAGUUUUUGAUGUGCCUGUUUCUCCCCUCGCCUGGUGGCAAUUUCCCCUCCGUUUCUCUCACAAAAGGCUGGAGCCAGAACUCAGUUGCAGAACUUCUGACUCCAAGUCCAGUACUCUUUGCGUUUGGUCUGUUCCUCUAUUUUAUGUGUUACAGAAAAAAGUAUGGAAACAAACCGUAGCACCAUAUUGUUGUGGCUUAUUGUGAAGUACCAGAUCUUUCGUUUUGGAGUGACCCAGUUGUGUGACUCAUCGGUAACUGCCCCAGAGAAAACUGUUUGUCUUUUACAGUGCCAGUUGUUCAGGUGCCUCAAUUGUAUUUCAAAUAUGACUUGAUUGUGACACUGAGAUCGAAUGUCCCAUUGUAAUUAUUAUACCGAAAAUGUAUCACCUCUGCUUCCUUAGGCGACGGGGAGAUGCUUUGAUAGGAAGAGCAAUCAGAUAUGACCAACACUCCUGAUUCCUGAGUAGGUGUUUGGUUUUUAGCUUUAACCUGCUUUGACAACCUACUGAUGUAACUUCUUUGUAAAAUGUAAAAUAUUUAUAUUUUGAAAUAAAAGUGUUGAAUGAACCA